CCACCGGCAUGCCCUCUGACCUUCAGCCGGAGCCGUAUAUAAAGGCGGGGGAGAUGAGGGGAAGGCCCCCGCCAACCAAAAUGAAGGCUGUGCUGUGCUUGCUGUGUCUGCUGGCCCUGGCUGCCGCAGAUCUUCUGACCAGACCCGCCGUCCACGAUGAGGAUUCUCUGGUGCAUCUGCAGCUCCAGCAGCCUGAGGGAGAUCCCUUCUCCUGUGGAUGUGAUGGAACAGAGGAACACGCAAGCCAGAGCUCCUCCAACGACACCCCAGCCCCAGAGAGGGCCAUUUGCCAGCCCUGCAAACCUCCAUCAGCUGUAGACACUGAGGCAGAUUCCGCUUUGACCUCGGAGCAUGAAGAGGAGGAGGAUGCUCCCACUGAGGAAAUUACAGGUGAUGGAGAGAAAGAGGCUCUUCCUGUAUCUCAGGAAGAGCUAGAAGAAGAGGAAGAGACAUCUGAGGAGAAGCCUGAUGAUCAAGGCUUGGAAGAGGAGGAAGUAUCUGAGGAGGUUGCAUUGUCUGAAGAGGAAAAAAUAAAGCAAGGCGAGGCAGAAGCAGAGGAGGAAUUAUCCAGUGAGGAAGAAGACGUGAAUAAACCUCAGGAAGAAGUUGCAGAGGUGAAAGAAGCUGCUGCUGCAGAAGAAGCAGCCGAGGAGCCAGAAGGUGAAGACACACAGGACGAUACAGAGGCAACUGAGGAGGAGGAUGUGGAGACCUCCAUCCAUGAGGGCACAGAGGAGGAAGCUCUCCAAGACCAUGUCCAGGAGGUGACAGUGGAGGAGGCCCUUAUCGAUGUCGAGGAGGUGACGGUGGAGGAGGUGACGGUGGAGGAGGCACCUGUCGAUGUCAAGGAAGUGACAGUGGAGGAGGCCCCUGUCGAUGUGGAGGAGGUGAAGGUGGAGGAGGUAUCUGUCGAUGUGGAGGAGGUGACGGAGGAGAAGGCCCCUGUCGAUGUGGAGGAGGUGACGGUCGAGGAGGUAUCUGUCGAUGUGGAGGAGGUGACGGUGGAGGAGGUAUCUGUCGGUGUGGAGGAGGUGACGGAGGAGAAGGCCCCUGUCGAUGUGGAGGAGAUGACGGUGGAGGAGGCCCCUGUCGAUGUGGAGGAGGUGUCUUUAGAGGAGCCUGCACCGUCAAAAACCAACAAAGAUCAUCGGGCACCAGGCCCGACACUGAGGGACCGCUCCCACAUCGUGGACACGCUGCGAUUGGCUACUUCUGAACCCUCAACUGAGCUCUCAGCGUCUAUGAAGAAGCUGCUGCACAUCUACCACACUGCCAUCAAGCCAAUGGAGCAGGCCUACAAGUACAACGAGCUCAGGCAGCAUGAAGUCACAGAUGGAGAGAUCACCUCCAAGCCCAUGGUUUUGUUCCUGGGACCAUGGAGUGUCGGCAAGUCCUCCAUGAUCAACUACCUGCUGGGUCUUCACGGCACCUCACAGGAACUCUACACAGGUGCGGAGCCCACUACCUCGGAGUACACCGUCAUAAUGAACGGUGAGAAGUUCCGCUCCAUAGAGGGCAUCGUCAUGGCAGCAGACAGCUCCAGGUCCUUCUCUCCCCUGGAGAAGUUUGGCCAGGGCUUCCUGGAGCGGCUGGUGGGCAUCGAGAUGCCCCACAAGCUGCUGGAGAGGGUCACCUUCGUCGACACGCCCGGCGUCAUUGAAAACCGCAAGCAGCAGGAGAGAGGUUACCCGUACAACGAGGUGUGCCAGUGGUUCAUCGAUCGGGCGGAUCUGAUCUUCCAGGUGUUCGACCCCACCAAGCUGGACGUGGGCAGCGAGCUGGAGAUGCUUUUCAGGCAGAUGAAGGGCCGCGAGUCCCAGAUUCGCCUCAUCCUCAACAAGGCCGACAGUCUUUCCACCCAGGACCUGAUGAGGGUCUACGGGGCCCUGUUCUGGAGCAUGGCGCCCCUCAUCAACGUCACAGAGCCCCCGCGGGUGUACGUCAGCUCCUUCUGGCCUCAGGACUACGCCGCGGACACUAGCCGGGAGCUGUUCAUGAAGGAGGAGACCUCUCUGCUGGAGGACCUCAACCAGGUGAUUGAGAACCAAAUGGAGAACAAGAUCGCGUUCAUCCGCCAGCACGCCAUCCGCGUGCGCAUCCACGCCCUGCUGGUCGACCGCUACCUCCAGACCUACCACGACAAGCUGGGCUGGUUUAGCGACCCCCACGAGGUGCUCCGAGACAUCGUCGACGACCCGGACAAGUACUACAUCUUCAAAUCCAUCCUGGCCAAAACCAACGUGAGCAAGUUCGACCUGCCCAACAAGGAGGCCUACCAGGACUUCUUUGGCGUGAACCCGGUUUCCAGCUUCAAGCAGCUCUCCUCCCACUGCAGCUGGACCGGCGGCUGCCUGCUGGAGAAGAUCGAGAGGACCAUCUCGCACGAGCUCCCGGCCCUGCUGGGCAGCGCCAGCAAGGCGGCGGAGGCGCCGGCGAAGGCCGCGCCGGCGCCUCCGCCGCCGCUCCCCGGCACCUGCGAGGGUCCCGGGUGCCAGGAGAAACCCAAGAACCGCUGGAGGAGUCAGUGAGACGGAGGAGGAGGAGGAGGAGGCAGAUGGCGAAGAUGACGAGCAACAGCAAGGAGAGAGCUUCCUCAAAUAAUCCUCACUGCUGUGGUUUUCAGAACUUGGUACGGAGAGACUGAGCAGGGUCGAGGGACAGAGGGUGGAACCAUGCACCAAGCAGCAAACCUCUGGUACGCAUUGUCCUACAGGACACCAAACAACCAGCCAAAGAGGCUUGAAAUCCACUUUCCAUCCGGGCGCAUUUCCGAGCUGCAAUAAAUGUCUGCAAGAGAAACAUGCGAGUCGUCGUCAACAGUCCCGUGUCCGUGUAACCGUUCAUGUGAAUUCAUCUGAGACGGACUUUUCCUGGUUUCCUCACGCUUUUCAAGUGUGUACAUUAUUUAUUAUUUGAAGUUCUCUGCUUCAGAGGAAGAUGCCGGCAGCGGUUGCUCCUCCAAUGUAGUGCAGUUCAAUUCUGCCACACUUCAAACCGCUGUGCUGUUGUUAUUGCCUCUGGAAGCUUAUUUGUCUCUUAGUGUUAUAUUGAGCAUGGACUCAACCAUGUUUAAUCGCUGCACUGUAAGGUACUACUGGAUACUCUGCUCUAUUGUUACAGAAGCACAUUUUAUUUCAAAUGAUGUCAGUGCUGCACUGGGACUGAUCGACUGAAUACAACAACCUCAGUUAAUCGUAGCUUUCUGUUCAUGUAUUUGGUGCCUUGUCAGCCCCUCUGAACUGUUGCUAGUCUUACCUCAACAUGGGUACAUUUCCCUAUAAAAAUGUAAUGUGUCAUUAUUCCUUUAGGUUUGUCUGUAUUUGUCAUCCUUUUGAGUAAACAACUAAAUUCAAAACUG
Messenger RNA from Pungitius pungitius (ninespine stickleback), 3358 nucleotides. Its product is annotated as sarcalumenin-like. Gene Ontology annotation, molecular function: GTP binding. The record is from RefSeq and is a predicted model, not a curated record. The coding region runs from base 9 to 2528 and encodes 839 amino acids. NCBI's taxonomy places the organism in Eukaryota, Metazoa, Chordata, Actinopteri, Perciformes, Gasterosteidae. The transcript has 8 exons.